This is a messenger RNA of Dermatophagoides pteronyssinus (European house dust mite), 1097 nucleotides long. It is a transcript of the gene Pgls, whose product is annotated as 6-phosphogluconolactonase. NCBI's taxonomy places the organism in Eukaryota, Metazoa, Arthropoda, Arachnida, Sarcoptiformes, Pyroglyphidae. The record is from RefSeq and is a predicted model, not a curated record. Gene Ontology annotation, molecular function: 6-phosphogluconolactonase activity. Gene Ontology annotation, biological process: carbohydrate metabolic process; pentose-phosphate shunt.
UUUUAUUAUAACCCGAAAUUAUUCUAAAGAUAUACGUUUCAUACUAUUUUCAAGGACUUUGUUCAAGUUCAGAACAACAAAUUCUACUCAAAAAAAAAAUUAACAUUAUCAUCGUUUUACUAUCCAUAAUGGCUAAUAUCAUCAAUGUUUUAAAAUGUGAUUCAUUACAAGAAUCAAAAGAAGAAUUUCGUAAAAUCAUUCAAAAAGCUUUUGAUGAACAUGAAGGACAUUAUUUUACUGUUGGUCUUUCCGGUGGUAGUUUACCGGCCAUAUUAGCCGAAGUUUUUCCAUUAAUUGAUACUGAAUGGAAAAAAUGGCGUUUCUUUUUCUGCGAUGAACGUCUUGUUUCGUUUAACGAUCCCGAAAGUACAUUUGGUACUUAUCGUUCAAUUGUUAUACCGAAAAUACCUGAAAUUAGUUUAAAUCAAUUCAUCACAAUUGAUCCAAGUUUAGAUUCAUGGGCUGCAGCCAAUGAUUAUCUUUCGAAAAUGAAACAAAUUUUCUCACGAAAAUCAGAAAUUGAUUUUCCCCGUUUUGAUCUAUUACUUCUUGGUAUGGGUCCAGACGGUCAUACUUGUUCAUUGUUUCCUAAUCAUCCAUUAUUGAAAGAAACAAAACGAUGGAUUGCAUAUGUUGGCGAUUCACCAAAACCUCCACCAAAUCGUGUUACAAUGACACUACCCGUUUUGAACAAUGCAAAAUGUUGUGUAUUUUUUGUUGCCGGAGCUGCUAAAGCUCAAAUAGUCAAGGAUAUUGUUGUUGAUGGUAAAUUACUUCCCGCUGGUAUGGUUGUACCGAAAAAAGGUGAUCUAUAUUGGAUUCUUGAUAAUGAAUCUGCAUCAAUGUUACCAGAAGAACAUCUGAAAAAAAUGUCGGUCGAUCUUGCCUGAAUAAUCAUUUGCUACAAUUCCUAAUGAAUUAUAUUUAAAUCAAUCCCAUAAGCUCAAUAAGAAAAUUUUCAGGUUUAUAAUUAAAAAAAAAACUGAAAACCGAGAUAUUGAAAGCAUCUGUUUGUGUUACUAUUCAAUUCGAUUCGGUAAAUAAAAAAACAUCAUCGCUUACUUUUAAUCAAACGAAGAAAAAAAACCUUAAUUGAA